ACUGUUCAACCCACAUUUUUUUCUGAAGAGAUUUCUCACACGAACUGAGGGAAGCAUCCAACCUGGGAGGAAAUGCGCAUCACACAUUUCACCAGUGCGAUAAUGAUUCGCUUGAUUGUGUUGGCACUGACCCUUGAUAUAGUUGUUGGCAGCGAUGAAGUCACCUUCGUCACCGCAAGUUGCAGAGAUGACAUAACUUUGCACUGUACUUUCCAUAAAAACUGUCAGAACUACACCUCUGUUACAUGGUACAAGUUCAACGAUAACAGCAGUGACGGAGCUACAAAAAUGACAAUUGUCAUAAAAUCUGAAAAUGUCAUCCAGACUGAUAAGCACAACAAUUCUUUAUCACUGGAUAAAAAUGCAUCUUUGGUCUUAAGGAAAGUUACUCCUGCCAAAUCUGGGAUCUACAUGUGUUUAAUAAGAGCCAAAGCUGGAGGAAUGAACUGUCAAAAUCGGGUUAGACUUAAUAUCUCAGAUUGUGUGUCAACAGCUUCACCCAUCAUCUUUAAUAUCUCCACCAAGUUUACUAAUGAAUCAUGGGCAAACAUCAGCAUCCCACUGCCUCGUGUGAAUGAUGAGUCAGUGCUCUUUGUCCUUUGGGGUUGUGUUGGAUUGGCUGUGAGUAAACUUGUCCUCAGUGCUUUUUGCAUAUGGGUUUUCAAGGAACUCAGUAAACUUAAAAGAAGAGAGACUUGAGGACCAGCCACUGUUUACCUGCCAUAUGGUUUAAUAAUGUAUUAUCAUCAUUUUAAUAAUUAUUUAUAGUAUUUUAUACUAUUAUAGCAUUUUUAACUUAAUAGCUUUUAUAUUUAUAUUUUUAGUUUUCAUUUUAAUUUUUAUUUAAUUUUGUCUUGUACAUUUUUUUAUUUACUAAUAUUUUUAUUUAUUUAAAUGUACCAAAGCAAAUUGUAAUAGUUUUAGCUAACAGUAACACUGCUUCCUACAAUAUCUAAAUAAAUUUCUAUCCAUUUUACU
Molecule: messenger RNA, 978 nt
Organism: Carassius carassius (crucian carp)
Lineage: Eukaryota; Metazoa; Chordata; Actinopteri; Cypriniformes; Cyprinidae
Exons: 6
Coding region: 73-699 (208 amino acids)
Source: RefSeq, a predicted model, not a curated record